CGCCGCCUAUUCCUGAGGGGGCGGCGGGAGGCGCCGGGUCCGGCCCUGAGCGCGAGCUGUCUGCAAUCCAGGGUGUCCAGGUGAAAUCACAGCACAGGGAGCAGCCAGAACAGCAGCAGGGAGAGCUGCCACCUCCAACGGGACUGAGGUGGUGAGGGAACAGAGAUUGCCCCUCUCUGCCUGCAUAAGUAACUGAGCUGCAGAGGUUCAGAUGACCAGUCCCUUCAUCAUCUCAGUGGCCCUUCACUGGGUCCUCUCCAGCAGUACAUGGUAAUUCCAUCACCUUCUGGCCAUCCCAAUGAUGAAAUCAGAAGCUAAGGAUGGAGAAGAGGAAAGCCUGCAGACAGCAUUCAAAAAGCUGAGAGUUGACACAGCUGGAUCUACUACUUCUCUCUCUGUGGGUGAAGGGACGAGUCCCAGAGCACUAGUUAGAACAGUGGCAGAUGAAACCAAACCUAAGACUGUGUGUGCUUCAAAGGAAACCUGGCAUGGGUCUACGAAGAAGCCUCCGAGAGGAGUCGUGAGAACCCAGCGUCGCAGGCGUUCCAAGUCUCCCAUUCUUCAUCCUCCAAAGUUCAUCCACUGCAGCACAAAAUCGCAUUCCACGUGCAGCCAGCUGGUGCAGAAGAGCCAGCUGGAUGCCCAGGACGACAGCAGUGGGUUUGGGAUGCCAGUCUCCAGGGAAGCUGGUGCACACGGACAAUGCAGCGCUGCUCCUGACCUUGGCCACAAGGGAGCUGAGGUUGAGGCUUUGGGGGUUUCUGUUACACAGUUGACGUCGGAGAACAGGCAGGAGAACUCUCCAGCUGCAGCUUCUCUGGUGCCCAAAACCAGCCUAAAGACUACAGAGCUUUCUGACUUCCAGUCCAUGUGCAAGCUGAACACGAGUAAGCCGUGUGCCUGUGCAGGUAAAGCCUGUCAGUGCAAGCUGUGGCAAGACAUGGAAGUGUACAAAUUCUCUGGCUUGCAGAACAGCCUCCCCCUGGCACCCGACAGAACAGUUUCUGAGGAUCACUCACAGCCUUUGCCAUCAAGAACUCCCUCAAGUUCUCCACGCUCUUGCUCUGAGCAAGCCAGGGCCUUUGUGGAUGAUGUGACAAUAGAAGACCUUUCGGGAUACAUGGAGUAUUACUUGUAUAUUCCAAAGAAAAUGUCUCACAUGGCAGAAAUGAUGUACACCUGACACAAUGAGCACCAGAAGGGUGGCUGGUUUAAAUCUGCUGUCACACUCAUGUGAAGAUCCAACCCACUCCCUGCUCACUUGCAAUAAAAACACUUCUUUGCAUCUCA
Messenger RNA from Lepidothrix coronata (blue-crowned manakin), 1290 nucleotides. RefSeq names its product oxidative stress-responsive serine-rich protein 1-like. The record is from RefSeq and is a predicted model, not a curated record. Lineage: Eukaryota; Metazoa; Chordata; Aves; Passeriformes; Pipridae. The coding region runs from base 299 to 1183 and encodes 294 amino acids. Gene Ontology annotation, biological process: cellular response to hydrogen peroxide. The transcript has 5 exons.